This is a messenger RNA of Fopius arisanus, 1905 nucleotides long. RefSeq names its product Histone PARylation factor 1 (gene Hpf1). The transcript is spliced from 5 exons. Bases 327 to 1787 code for a protein of 486 amino acids. Gene Ontology annotation, biological process: regulation of protein ADP-ribosylation; DNA damage response. NCBI's taxonomy places the organism in Eukaryota, Metazoa, Arthropoda, Insecta, Hymenoptera, Braconidae. The record is from RefSeq and is a predicted model, not a curated record. Gene Ontology annotation, molecular function: poly-ADP-D-ribose binding; histone binding. Gene Ontology annotation, cellular component: nucleus.
CUGACCCUGUUGAAGGUUUUGUACAGGCGCUGGCAAUCUCCUCUAUAAUCUCUGUCUAAACAUUUCAGUUUGCUUGCAUGUGAUUUCUUUUCAACUUGAAGCGGUCAACUCGUGAAAAUGAAGAAAUAUUUUUGUGCUAUUUUCCAGUGGCAAACAGAAAUUGCCAAGGAAUACUUUGUUUGAUGAAUCUAACCUAAUUUCCCAUAAUUUCGCGGCAUUUUUGGUGUUGAUGAUGAUAUUAAUAGUAAUUAAGAGUAAUAACAAUAAAUUAUUGUCGUUUCUAUUUGAUUAGUUUUGGGAAUCAGGGGAUUGACUGAUAUCGAAAUAUGGCAGAUGGUAAAGUAAAUCCUUUGGAAGUUUACCAGAAGGAUCCGCGAAUUGCUUGUCAGUAUGGUGCCAAGUGCUACCAGAAAAAUUCUGUGCAUCAUCAAAAAUAUAAACAUCCACCAAUCAAGCUUCAGAAUCCAACUCCUAAAAAAACAGUCAAACUCCAGAAACGUAAGAUAAAUAUGAAAACAGUUCUACCUAAAACGAAAAUGCGAAGACUCGAUCCUCCACUGGAUCAACGAGGACCUUCACCGAUUCCGUCAUUGUCCUCAGAUGACGAAAAUGAUCCUAGGAACUUGGGUAAAAAUUUAUCUUCAUUAUCAGAAGAUGAUGAAUCAAAAGAUAAGAAAACUUUCACCGGCAUCUAUGAAUCCCCCGAAAAAACGACUUCUGCGUUAAUAAAGAGUUCACCAGAUGAUGACGAGACUGAAAAAUCUGCUGAGUCGCCUUCAUCGUCUAAAAGGGAUAUAGAAAAAAUCACGAAAUCUCCAGACUCUGAAGAAAUUAAAAAAUAUAAAAACUCAAUUCCAGAAGAUCAGAAAUUGUUGAUUAAGAAGCUUUUUCUACUGGCGAUGCCAGACGAUUUCUAUCAGUUUUAUGAAUUUUGUCGUUCGUUAGCUCCUGAUUCUCCAGGGUUGGCUCUGAGAGCUAUUGGCUUAGAACUUGUGGGUCCUUUCGAUGUUUUAUUUGGAAAGGUUGUGGCAUUUCCUGAAGGGGCCGAGGAGAAGUAUCUGAGACACUGGAGAUAUUUCUAUGAUCCUCCUGAGUUCCAGACAAUUUUGAAAGGCAAUGACAAAGAAGGGCUACAUUUUGGUUACUGGAGGGAUGAAGAUUGUAAUAUACCAGUCUUUGUAGCUAGAAAUUCGGCGAUGGUAGAAUGUAAAAUAAUACCUGUAGCAGAGACUAUUUUUGGUGCAGUUUUAGCUUUCAUUGAAGAAAAUCUGAAGAAAGCUUCGCCUUUCGAAAAAUCUUGCUUUUCUCUCCUCUUUCGUAAAGUGAAGCAAUUUGCUAAGGGUAACAACAUCAGUUUGGAGCUGAUGUCUGUGAACAUGAAAUCCAGAGAUAGGAAGUCCGUUGCGAAGACGUUUCACGGAGCUGGAAUCGUUGUGCCUUAUGACAAAAAGACCCAAGUAGGCUACAGGAUUUUGGCAGUUACUGACACUCAAUUGAAAAAAGUCUUGGAGAAAGUGCACAAGGGAGAUGAGGAUACCAAAAAAGAACAGAUGUCAAAAAUCGACGAGAUUAUAAGGCUUGCAACAAUAGCAGCUGACGAAUGUGAUUUUGGCACGCCGCUGGAACUUGCUCACGAUUUAUUUAGCAGUGGUAUUCCAGCUGUUGAGAAAAGAGCUCUACAAAUGUUCACCAUGUCCUACAGUCUCCUUCAACGUCCCCUUUUCUGCAAGAUCGCUGUAGCUCAUCUGAAGGAUCGCAAGAAAAAUUGCAAUUUGAAUGUCUUCUGAAAGAAAUGAUUAUGUAUACAUCCUCUUAACGCCAAACUUUGCUGGCGAAUAGCUGUAUUUUUCUAUUUGGCGUUUGUCGAUUAUACUUACUGGCAUAAUAAAUUGAACAUCCCCUUCA